Messenger RNA from Haemorhous mexicanus (house finch), 4839 nucleotides. Its product is annotated as sulfate transporter-like. Bases 2478 to 4754 code for a protein of 758 amino acids. Gene Ontology annotation, biological process: transmembrane transport. Lineage: Eukaryota; Metazoa; Chordata; Aves; Passeriformes; Fringillidae. The transcript has 2 exons. Gene Ontology annotation, cellular component: membrane. The record is from RefSeq and is a predicted model, not a curated record. Gene Ontology annotation, molecular function: bicarbonate transmembrane transporter activity; chloride transmembrane transporter activity; sulfate transmembrane transporter activity.
GGCUGGGAGGCAGAAAUCUUGGGGAGGGGGAAGAGCAGGGCUCUGUCAGGGCUUCCCAAGAUUUAUCAGGGCAUAAAGGAAAUCUCAACAGCUAAAAGAGCUGCAGAGUAUAGAAAUGAAGAUGGAAGGGAAGGAAAAGCAGCAGCAGGCUGAAGGUGACCUAAAUCCUGUCACACAUUGAAGAAGUGCUUCACCCCAUUUUUGUGGUGCUCAGGGCAGAGAUCCAGAGCUGGAACUUCCUAAAUGAGAUCAACCCCAAAGAUGGAUUGUGCUCAGCUGUGUUUCAUCCCAGGGAACAAUCAGAUUUAAAAGUCCAGCCUGGCCAGCUCUUCAAUGGCUGACUCAUCACUUCUUCAGUCAAUUUCAAGAUGAAGGAUUCGUGGAGAAACUAGAAAUUUGGGUCAUUUUCUGGGGAAGAAGAUGGAAAAAGGAAAUGAGUGAGUGGAGACCACAUCACCCAGGCCAAGGCACAAAAGGAGCUGUAAGUAGGAACAGUUACAAAGUGCCUGAAAGGAAAGAUAGAUUUUGUUACUGAGAGCAGGGGAAGGGAAGGGGGAACUCUCAACGUUGCACCUGAAAAUACAUGAGCUGUGGAGGAAUGGCAGAGGAAAAAAAAGAAUUGAUAUAAAUAGAUAAAAAGAUUGAGCAGCUGCCUCCCUACCAUGUGCUCCCAUUUUCUCCUGCUGCCAGAGAACACGGAUGUUCCUUAUUUAUUUACUCCUAAUUACUGAGAUCCAGACUUCCCCUGAUGAGAUAAAUGCAGCUCAGGACGCUGGUUUUCCCCUUCUCUCCCCUCAGGGUGUCUCCCCAGCAUCUGCAUCCAAACCCUGUGGAAUUCCACCUCUCCAUCCCCAGCCCAGCUCCCAGCCCCCUCUCCAAGGUGCCUCUCUGGCAGGAAUUCAUCCAGCUGCACAGGGCACGGCACAUCCAGCAAAAUCUGGACUGGGUCAGUGGGAAAGAGAUGGAAAAGAAGGGGGCAGAACAGGGGGAGUGUGUGCUCAGAGGGCUGCUGGAGGUUGUUGGCACAGCUGACAAGGGCAGAGCAGUUCCAGCUGGCAUUUAUGAGGCUGCUCUUUCCAUUCAGGGUGAUGAACAAUCCUCUUUUCCUGGCUGCUGCUGCAAUUGCUCACCUUUACCUACCCAAUAAUACAACCCUGCUCUUUUCCCAGUCGUGUUUCUGCACAGCAAAGCCCCUUGUUAUGUGUGCCAAAAGGCUCUGCAAAAUGUGAAUUGUGCAGACUGGACACAUCCAAAGUUCUGCUGUCUCCCAGAAGUAACCUGUGUCACCACAGCUUUGCUCUCUGCUUGGCACAGCCUCUGUGGAGGAAAAACUACCAGGAAAGGAAAGUCAUUCUGGAAUGAGCUUUGCUGCUUGGUUUUUGGCACAAAGGCUUGUCCAGAAUAGCUGAAAACCUGAGCAGAGGAGCCUGGUGGGACCUGAACUCGCUCAGUUCAGAGAGGGGCAGAGCAGGGAGGUUUCUUUCCAUCGUUGCCCUUGUUUAGCAAACACUUCUCCAGAUCCAAGCAAUCCUCUUAUCUGGCAGGAGCACUUCUCUAAGCCCCCUCAAUCAUUCUUGGUGUCCAGAACAAGUUGUCAGCCAAAAUACUCUCUGAGAAUGGUGUUUGUUUUCCAAACACAGCUCUGCUCGGUGGCUGCGGCGUUUCCAGCGCCCGCAGAGAUAAAAGAGACAUGGCUUGGCUCAGGAGCUCAGACCCCAAGGGAGGUGACACCUGGGCCAGCUUUUCCUCUGCCCAGAGGUGCUGCCAGGUGGAGACAGCUCUGUGCCCAGGGGAGCAGCUCCAGGUGCUGAGGAAACCCCCAGUUUGCAGCCAGAGGUAAGAUUUGGUGCUGUGUGCAGGGCAGGGGAAUGGGAUUUCUCCUCAUCCCAGUUCAGUUCCAAACCACAGCCACUCUGGGUCUCCCUUCAGGAGUGUUUUUCUCUCUGUCCGUUGUUCAGUUGUCACAAAAAGGAGUUUUGGUGCAGCUGCAUUUUGACUGAAAAAGUUUGGAGUAGCUCUGAAGGUGUCUCUGUAACUUAACCAGCCUGAAAAAGCAGGGUGGUUUCAUUCUGCAGAUGGGAGCCCCUGUUAGAUGGAAGCCACUAAUGCAAUGUAAAACUAUGUAAUCUGGAAGGAAAAAUUAAUUUGCAAAUUAUCUCCCUUACCCACAUCUUGAUUCCUAAAGUAUCCCUUGGAAUAUCUUAACAUUUCCAAAAGAAGGUUUUGCCUAAGUAGCAGUGUCUUGAUGGCAGAAGGAGUUUUAGUUUGAGUGAAAUUCCACUGAAAUUCAGUGAAGUUCCUGUUUCAAAACAAGAGGGAUGGGGAAGGAGCACGGGGGGCUCUGUAGCUCACAUUUGGGGGUUGUGGUUAAUCAGCUCCAGAAGUGACAACGGACGAAUCAACCUCGGGAAAACGCUUUUGUUGGAUUUGUCUGGGAUAAUUUCUCUUUACUUAUUUAUUUAUUUAUUUAUCUGCCCAUGCCCCGAGCCCUGGGGCUAAGCAAAGCCCCCGUGCUCGUGCCUGCAGCCCCUCACACCUGCCUGCUCUCCCACCUUAGCUCCCCUUUGCCCAUGGAGGACACGUCCAGCCAGGAGCCAGCACCCAGCAAAGCCACCCUGGGCUCCCUCAGGCCGCACGAGGCUCCUGCCACCUUUAUCAGCCUGGAGGAGCAGGACCCCCCAGCCCCCAGCAGCAGGGAGCUGAUCCUGGAGAAGGCCAGGGCUGCCUGCAGGUGCAGCCCCGGGGGCCUGGGCAGGUCCCUGCUCCGGCUGCUGCCGGUGCUGGAGUGGCUGCCCCGGUACAGCCCCCGCACCCAGCUGCUCGGGGACGUGGUCUCGGGGCUCCUGGUGGGCGUGGUGGCCAUCCCUCAGUCCAUCUCCUACUCCCUGCUGGCCAACCAGGACCCCAUCUAUGGCAUCUACACCAACUUCUUCUGCAACAUCAUCUACGCGGCCACGGCCACGUCGCGCCACGCCAGCGUGGGCUCCUUCGGGGUGCUGUGCCUCAUGGUGGGACAGUCGGUGACACGCCACCUGCAGCUGGCAGGCUAUGGGGACAGCAGUGCCACCCUCGGGGGCAACUCCAGCUCCCCCAGGAACGGGACAGAGCUCUGUGACCGGAGCUGCUACGCCAUCACCGUGGCCCUUUCCUUGAGCUUCCUGGUGGGCCUUUACCAGAUCCUGCUGGGGGUUUUACAGAUGGGCUUUGUGGCUGUCUACCUGUCAGAGCCUCUGCUGGGUGGCUUCGUGACAGGCUCCAGCCUCACCAUCAUCACCUCCCAGAUGAAAUACCUGCUGGGCCUGAAGAUCCCCCGGCACGAGGGGGUGGGCUCCUUCAUCCUCACCUGGGUGGACCUUUUCAGGCACAUCCACAACACCAACAUCUGCGACCUGCUGACCAGCCUGGCGGCCUUGGCCAUCAUAGUGCCCGUCAAGGAGCUCAACGAGCGCUACAAGGAGAGGCUGAAGGCCCCGUUCCCCAUCGAGCUGCUGGUGGUCAUCGCAGCCACCCUCAUCUCCCACUACUUCGACUUCGAGCAGCGCUACAAGGCUGCAGUGUGUGGGGACAUCCCCACGGGCUUCAGGAAGCCCACUGUCCCUGACAUCAGCCUGUUUCCCAGCCUGGCACUGGAUGCUCUGCCCAUUGCUGUCAUCGGCUUUGCCAUGACCGUGUCCCUGGCAGAAAUCUUUGGCAAAAAGCACGGCUACGCCGUCAGCGCCAACCAGGAGAUGAUCGCCAUCGGCCUGUGCAACCUCAUCCCCUCCUUCUUCUACUGCUUUGCCAGCUCUGCUGCCCUCACCAAGACUCUGCUGAAGGAGUCCACGGGGAGCCAGACCCAGGUGUCCGGCCUGGUCACCUCCCUGGUGCUGCUGCUGGUGCUGCUGUGGAUCUCCCCGCUCUUCUACUCGCUGCAGACCUCCAUCCUGGGCGUGGUCACCAUCGUCAACCUGCGGGGCGGCCUCAGGAAGUUCCGUGACACCCCUGGCAUGUGGCAGCUCAGCAAGCUGGACACGGUGGUGUGGUGGGCCACCAUGCUGUGCUCCACGCUGGUCACCACGGAGAUCGGGCUCCUGGUGGGCGUUUGCUUCGCCCUGCUCUGCAUCAUCUUCCGCACGCAGCGGCCGCGCGCCACGCUGCUGGGCAAGGUCGGCGACAGGGAGGUCUACGAGGACCAGGCCGCCUACAAACAGCUCAGCAGCAUCGCCCACGUCAAAAUCUUCCGCUUCGAGUGCUCCCUCUACUACGCCAACAAGGAUUACUUCAAGGCUGUGCUCUACCAGAAAACCGGGCUCAACCCCGUGCUGCUGGCUGCCAGCCUGGGGGCCCGGGCACGGCCAGAGCCAGGCAGGGGCUGCUGGAGGCCCGGGUGUGGCUGCCUGAAGCAGGGCAGGAGCAGGACAGAGAGCCCUCCAGGAGAUGCCUGUCCCCCCUCCACAGACAUGCACACCCUGAUCCUGGACUGCGGGGCCAUGCAGUUCAUAGACACCGUGGGGCUCUCUGCGCUCAAGGAGACGCACCACGACUACAAGGAGGUCGGGGUCCAGGUGCUCCUGGCCAACUGCAACCCCUCCAUCCGCCAGCGGCUGCGGGAGGGAGGCUGGGCCGGCCAGGCAGGCGGCGCUGGGGGCCAGCUGGCCUUCCACAGCAUCCACGAUGCCGUGCAGUUCGCUGAGCGCUGGCACCGGGGGGACAGCAAGGACAAGCAGGCUGCUCUCCCGGAGCCCGAGGAACAGAACUUCCAGGUGUCUCUGUAGCCCUGGGGGCGAGGAGAGGUUUCUUAAAGGGAGCAGGUUCGGUGUUUGUGCUGUCAGAGCGAGCAGGAGGGGCUGGGAUGCUCUG